Messenger RNA from Diversispora eburnea, 3012 nucleotides. Lineage: Eukaryota; Fungi; Glomeromycota; Glomeromycetes; Diversisporales; Diversisporaceae. The record is from the annotation of a GenBank genome assembly.
AUGGAUUUUUCAACUGAAGUUGCUCGUAGUCUUAAAGGUUCUCGAAAUAAUGGACUUAAAGGCAUUAAUAAACGUACUCAAAAAAACAAAGACAUUAAUAAAUCUAUUAAGACCGUAAAGUCUCGUAAUAAUAAAGAUAUCGCUCGUGCUAUGAAAGAUUCUGAACCAGUCAUAGCUUAUCAACCCGACGAACCACCUAGGGAAGAACUUCCUUACACAAAAUUUUUCCCGGAUUUAGAUCCCGAAGAACAACUUUUGCGGGUUUAUGCUUCUGAUAGUGAUUCCGAAAUAGAAAAGGCAGAAAAGGUAGAAAAGGUGGAAAAUGUAGAAAAUAUAGAAAACGUAGAAAAAGCAGAAAAAUUAGAAAAAGUAGAUAAAGCUCAGAAAUCAAGUCCACAGCCUCGAGAUAUAGAUGAAGAUAUAGUACAAGAAGAUGAACAAGAUCAACAAAAUCAAGUAGACAGUAACAGUAAACCAUAUCAAAGACCUGAAGGGCAUUAUUUAAGAUAUAAUGAACCAGAUGAAAGAAUACUCGCUGAUCGUGUUGAAUAUGAUAUGGACGAACAGGAUGACAUAUGGCUUAAAGCACUCAAUUAUGAACGUAAAAAGGAAGAUUUGGGAGAACUUGGUGCAGAUCUUUUUGAGAAAUUAAUUGAUCGUUUGGAGAAAGCAUGGUUUGAUUUGACAAAAAAUUUACCAAAGGGACAAGGAGAUAAAGAUAAUCUCACCCCCGAAGAUUCAGCUUGUGCAAUAUGUGAUGAUGGAGAAUGUGAAAAUAGUAAUGCAAUCGUAUUUUGUGAUGGUUAUUGUUACGGUAUACCAUAUAUUCCUGAAGGUCAAUGGUUAUGUCGUAAAUGUAUCGUCUCUCCUGAAACUCCAUCAUGCAUAUUUUGUCCCAAUGAAGGUGGCGCAUUUAAAAAAACAAAUACUAAUCGUUGGGCUCACUUACUUUGUGCUCUAUGGAUUCCCGAAGUUGGUUUAUCAAAUACGGUUUAUAUGGAACCAAUUGAUAAUAUUGAAGGAAUUCCACGUGCAUGUAUUCAAUGUCAAAACGCUCAUUGUUGUACGGCUUUCCAUGUCACAUGCGCGAGAAAGGCUAAACUUUGUAUGCGAAUGAAAUUCCCUGAUUUUCAUAAUGAAUCUUAUCAAAUGAAGGCAUAUUGUGAUAAACAUACACCGCGUGAUUAUAAGGAACAGGUUGAUGUCACCACCACAGUAAUAGCUGCACAAAAAUUAUUAAUGAAUGAUGAUGUACCAGUUUCUAAAAAAAAAGGUCAAAGUUCUAAAUCUGCAAGAGCCUAUAAUCAUUCAUAUUCUGAAACUGCACCAAUUGCUCCCGCAAUUAUCAUCGAUAAACUUUUACCCAUUUUAUCUAAUCAAAAAGGAUCAAUUAAGAAAAAACAAGAACUCGUUGCCACAAUUUGUAAAUAUUGGUCAUUAAAACGGGAAUCUAGGCCUUCAGCUCAUAAGCAAUCUGAUAAAGAAAAAUUCUGUAAAUUCAUGGGUAUGCGACAACUUCGUAAAGAUUUAGAAAAAAUAAGGCUAUUAAUCGACUGUGUACACAGACGGGAAAAGGCGAAACUAAAAAGAAAUAGAUUGAUAACGCAAUAUCUUGAAACUGUACUUUUCCCUCUCGAUUACAUCCUUUCUCCGGUUAUUGAAGAAAUCAUAAGUCAUGACAAGCAAGAAAUAUUUGUCAAGCCUGUUACCGAAGAUGAUGCACCUGAUUAUUCUUUGCAUAUCAAGCAUCCCAUGGAUCUUGGAACUAUCAAGAAGAAAAUCGAGACUCAUGAAUAUAGUUUAGGUCCGGGUAUGCAAGAAUUCGAGAAUGCCAUGACCUAUAAUACUUCGAAUACAGUUUACUAUAGGAACGCAAAAAGAAUGUAUCAACUUUGUAAACCUAUUGUAGAAAAAGCAAAGAGAGAUUAUGCCGGGUUACAAGUUGAUCCUAAAAAAGGGAUCUUAAAUGUUAAAAUUCAUCCUGAAGUUUUCACUUACAAUUCGAAACCUUUAAUAUUUCCUCAAAAAGAAAAAGAAAUAACAAAAUCUUCAACUUCAACUACUUCUCGAUCAAAUCGUUCUAAUAAGAAAGAGGUUGAUGGGACAUCAUCAUCACCUCAUCCCAUUCAUAAAACGAGAGAAACUCGUUCAACUACUGCUGCCAAACGUAAGAAAAAUAAAAGAUCUUUGACAAAAGAGGUUAAACCUAAAGCUCCAAAAGGAACAAGAUCUCGAAAUCAAAAUCAAACAGUUCCCGAUUCACAACCUAAAAUAAUAAAAGGAAAUGUUGGUAGAUUCCCGAAAACAAGUUUACAAAGACCUAUUAGAGGAGUUAGGAAGAAGCAAUCUGUUAAACCAUCUAAUGAUAAUUUAGAUAAAUCAUCUAAAGAUAAUAUAGAUAAAUCAUCUAAAGAUAAUUUAGAUAAACCAGAAAAAUCAAUAAAUGAUGUAGUAGAUAAACCUGAAGUCAGUUCUACGGAAUCUUCGCAAACUUACCCUGACGAAAAAUAUAAAGUAAUUAAGGAACAACUUGAGAAUACGUUGAAAGUAGUACAAGAAGAGUCAGAAAAACCUGCUGCUAGUCGUACCCGUUCUCGUAGUAUGAGGAAAAAUGAUGAAUCUAUUACUUCAAUUGAAGAAAUUAAAAGAGACAAUUUAUCUCCUAUGGAUUCUAAUGUAGAAUUAAUGCGGUUGAGUCGUAAUGGUUCUACUACUUCAUCCGUCGUUGAAAAUCAUAAUAUUACUUAUGGAACUUUGGUUUGGGCCAAAAUGACCGGAUUUCCUUGUCCUGAAGUUACUGAUACUAUAAGAUCUGACAAAAAAGAAGGAGAUAGUUACUUGGUUCACUUCUUUGAUGAAAAGAAAGGAAAAAGGCGUAGUUGGAAAUGGGUUCCCGCAAGUAAAGUUGCUCUCAUUGGUGAUCCCAAAUUUGAUAUAGCUAAAAUAAAAGAUAGGACUAUGAAAGAAAAUAUGAAAAAAGAAGUUCCUAUAGCGUAUCGAGCUGCUUGGUAG